Molecule: messenger RNA, 339 nt
Organism: Cooperia oncophora
Lineage: Eukaryota; Metazoa; Nematoda; Chromadorea; Rhabditida; Trichostrongylidae
Source: the annotation of a GenBank genome assembly
AUGAUUGAAGCGUUGAGAAAGCAACUCACUGAGCAGUCGCUGAAUACUGCUGAUUUGGGGACACGUAGUGAAAAAAUCGGGGCGCAACUGAGAGAUAUUCAAGAGGUUGUCGCAUCGAAGACACUACAACUCGAGGUAAUUGAUCAGCGGAAACGUCGAUUAGAAGAGGAGAAUUCAACGCUUCGAAAGCGUCUGGAACGAGCGAAGAAGAGCGAGAAGCUAGGCAGUACAGAUGCGGUAUUGAUGGAAGAAAUCCGAGAACUCAAGGGAUUCACUUGUGCAGACCUGAGGGGGACGUACGAGACCGCUUUGGAUUUGGGCCCAUGGGCCUCGACCUGA